Messenger RNA from Trifolium pratense (red clover), 2750 nucleotides. Its product is annotated as transcription factor MYC2-like. The record is from RefSeq and is a predicted model, not a curated record. NCBI's taxonomy places the organism in Eukaryota, Viridiplantae, Streptophyta, Magnoliopsida, Fabales, Fabaceae. Gene Ontology annotation, molecular function: protein dimerization activity; DNA-binding transcription factor activity; transcription cis-regulatory region binding. Gene Ontology annotation, biological process: regulation of DNA-templated transcription. The transcript has a single exon. Gene Ontology annotation, cellular component: nucleus. Bases 329 to 2392 code for a protein of 687 amino acids.
UAUUUUCUAUUUUUUCUAUUGGUUAACACAAAAAACUAGAUACUGUAUAGAUUACGUAGCCGUAUAUUUUUCAGCAAAUAAUUACACAGCCGUAUAUUUUUUCAGCAAAUAAUUAAUGAAACCCUCAGAAUCAAUCACUCUCAAAUUCAACCUAAAUUCACUCCAAAUUAAUUCCAAAUCCAAAAUCACCUUCUCUCUCAUUCGUUCCAUUCUCUCUCUCCCCGAAUCCAUUAUCACCACCACACAGUCUCUUCUUCCUAACCUUCUCUUCUUCUCUUUUUUCUUUCCCUAAUUUACCCCUAAAGUAACCCCCCAAAAAAAAAAUUCCAUGAAUCUUUGGAGCGACGACAACUCAUCAGUAAUGGAGGCUUUCAUGACCUCCUCUGAUUUAUCCACCUUAUGGCCAUCACAACCACCGCCGUCGUCACAACCACCACAAACCACCACCGGAUUCAACCAAGACACACUUCAACAACGUCUUCAAGCUUUAAUCGAAGGCUCUUCUGAAAUCUGGACUUACGCUAUCUUCUGGCAACCGUCUUACGACUAUUCCGGCUCUUCUCUUCUCGGUUGGGGUGACGGUUAUUACAAAGGCGAAGAAGAUAAAUCAAAAUCAAAAUCAAAAUCUAAAGCUACUUCACCUGCUGAACAAGAACACCGUAGAAAAGUUCUUCGAGAACUUAAUUCUUUAAUCUCCGGUAAUCCGGUACCGGAAGAAACUUCCGUUGAUGAAGAAGUUACUGAUACGGAGUGGUUUUUUUUAGUUUCUAUGACUCAAUCUUUUGUUAACGGAAGUGGACUUCCUGGACAAGCUUAUUUUAAUUCAACUCCGGUGUGGUUAACCGGAGGUGAGAAUCUCGCCCUCUCGGUUUGCGAGAGGGCGAGACAAGGUCAGGAACAUGGUUUACAGACGCUGGCGUGUAUACCGUCGGCGCACGGUGUUUUAGAGCUUGGAUCUACUGAAUUGAUUUAUCAGAAUAACGAUCUGAUGAAUAAAGUUAAGAUGUUGUUUAAUUUUAAUAAUAAUUUUGAUUUUGGAUCUUCUUGGCAAUUAGGUAGUAAUAAUUCUACUGUAAUUACUCAUCAAGGUGAAAAUGAUCCUUCUUCAAUUUGGCUUAAUGAUCCUGAAACUAGAGAUUCUGUUGUUGAUAAUAAUUCUCUUGCUGCAACAACAACAACAACAACAGCAACAACAAACACUUCAGUUUCAAUUCCAAGUCAUCAUCAGCAACAUCAACAGCAUCAGAACAAUAGCAAUAAUCAGAGUUUGAGUGUGAGUGUGACGAAGACGAUUCAAUUUGAAACUCAUGGUUCAAGUACUGUAACAGAAGUUCCUAGUGUUGUUCAUGUUUCAAGUAAGCAGAAUCAACAAGGAUUGUUUACUAAGGAAAUGAAUCUUUCGGAAUACGGUGGGAGUAACGGUCAGCAGCGUUCAUUGAAGCCGGAAUCGGGGGAGAUUUUGAGUUUUGGUGGUGAGAGUAAAAAGAGUUCAUAUGUUGCUAAUAAUGGAAAUUCGAAUUCGAAUUUUUUCUCGGGUCAAUCACAGUUAGUUUCAGUUGCUGAGGAGAAUGGGAAUGGGAACGGAAAUGGAAACGGGAAGAGGAGGUCUCCGAAUUCGAGAGGAAGUAAUAAUGAUGAUGGAAUGCUAUCUUUUACUUCGGGUGUAAUUGUUCCGCCGGUGAAUUUGAAAUUCUCUGGUGUUACUGGUGGUGGUGAUUCGGACCAUUCGGAUCUGGAAGCUUCGGUGGUGAAGGAGAUGGAUAGUAGUCGUGUGGUGGAGCCGGAGAAGAGGCCGAGGAAGAGAGGGAGGAAGCCGGCGAAUGGAAGAGAGGAACCGUUGAAUCAUGUUGAAGCUGAGAGGCAAAGAAGAGAGAAGCUGAAUCAGAGAUUUUAUGCUCUUCGUGCAGUUGUUCCUAAUGUUUCAAAGAUGGAUAAAGCUUCACUUUUGGGUGAUGCUAUAUCUUACAUUACUGAGUUGAAAACAAAGCUUGUGAAAACUGAAUCUGAUAAAGAUGAAUUGGAAAAGCAACUUGAUUCAGUGAAGAGUGAGUUUCAGAAAGUCAAUGAAAACUCGUCUCAGCCACCACCACAACCUCAACAACAACAAGUACCCGAUAAACCCUCUUCCAAUCAAGCUUUAAUCGAUUUAGAUAUUGACGUGAAGAUUAUAGGUUGGGAUGCAAUGAUAAGGGUCCAAUGCAGUAAGAAAAACCACCCUGCAGCGAAGUUGAUGGCGGCGUUGAUGGAGCUUGACCUAGAAGUGCACCACGCGAGUGUUUCCGUGGUGAAUGAUUUGAUGAUACAACAAGCAACCGUGAAGAUGGGGAGUCGUUUUUACACGCAGGAACAGCUUCGGGCAGCAUUGUCCUCUAAAGUCGGGGAUGUUCAAUAAAGUUUGCAAAUUGCUGCCAUGCGAAAUUAAUUGGGAAUGUUAUGUAUGUGAAUUUCUCAUUCCUCCAUAAUUUUGGGGCUCUGGGAUAUUUUACGGAUUCCCGGUAACUAUCUCUGUAAACUAGAAGUGUCUUUGUUUUUUGUAGCUUAGUAUGAUUUUUGAGGUAUUUUUAUUUGGGAAUUUGUAUGGAGAUGGAGUACUAGAAGUAGAACUAGAGCUAGCUUUGAUGAAGUAAGUAAAAACUACUUGUAAUUUCGCCGUAAGAUUGGGCACGCGAUUGUGCAUCCGUGCCUGUGUGUGUGUAUAUAGAAUGUUGUAUAAUUCUCAUAAAUGGGUAACAUGGUGAAAAUUCUGAAUA